UUUCGAAACUAACCUGAAAUAUUUUAGAAGGUUUGUGUUCAAAAUUUGCGCUAAUUUCUUGGUUUUAAUCUGUYGAUUUCUACGAUUUAUAGUUAUUCAUAAAAAGCACUUUAUUGGAAAACAUGAGGCCGCUUACUGAAGACGAAACUAAAACAGUUUUUGAGAAACUAGCCAAGUAUAUUGGAGAAAAUAUGAAGCUACUGAUUGAUAGACCAGAUGGGAAUUACUGUUUUAGAUAUCAUAAUGAUAGARUUUAUUAUGUAAGUGAAAUAAUAAUGAGAAAAGCGACAAACAUAGCAAGAGACAAUCUUAUCAGCUUAGGYUCUUGUCUUGGUAAAUUUACAAAAGGUGGCAAAUUCAAGCUCCAUAUUACUGCUCUAGAUUUUCUUGCUCCCUAUGCAAAGUACAAAAUCUGGGUCAAACCUGGAGCAGAACAAACAUAUCUCUAUGGCAACCAUAUCACAAAAUCUGGGUUAGGACGAAUUACAGAAAACACACCCCAGUACCAAGGUGUAGUAGUCUAUUCCAUGAGUGAUGUUCCUCUGGGGUUUGGUGCAACAGCAAGAUCAACACAAGAUUGCAGGAAGGCAAACCCAACAGAUGUUGUGUGUUUUCACCAAGCUGACAUCGGGGAAUAUUUACGAUCAGAAGAAACCCUUACGUGAUGAAUAUACACAUUAUAGAUCGUUUAAUCAAAGAAUAAAACUCAUUUAUACUUUUUU
This is a messenger RNA of Exaiptasia diaphana, 722 nucleotides long. RefSeq names its product 60S ribosome subunit biogenesis protein NIP7 homolog. The record is from RefSeq and is a predicted model, not a curated record. The coding region runs from base 123 to 665 and encodes 180 amino acids. Gene Ontology annotation, biological process: ribosome assembly; ribosomal large subunit biogenesis. Gene Ontology annotation, molecular function: RNA binding. Lineage: Eukaryota; Metazoa; Cnidaria; Anthozoa; Actiniaria; Aiptasiidae. Gene Ontology annotation, cellular component: nucleus; nucleolus; preribosome, large subunit precursor. The transcript is spliced from 5 exons.